Penicillium lagena is the source of this 702-nucleotide messenger RNA. Its product is annotated as sugar O-acetyltransferase. The record is from RefSeq and is a predicted model, not a curated record. Gene Ontology annotation, molecular function: acetyltransferase activity. Bases 1 to 702 code for a protein of 233 amino acids. NCBI's taxonomy places the organism in Eukaryota, Fungi, Ascomycota, Eurotiomycetes, Eurotiales, Aspergillaceae. The transcript is spliced from 2 exons.
AUGGCUGCAACUGCGAAGCGUCCGGAGAUCAUUGAACUUUCGCGUGGACUGCGCGACACCCCACACAGCGAAGACUAUGAGAAGAUGAUCUCUGGGAUGAUGUUCUUCCCAAAUACCCCAGAACUUCUCGGGGCUCGUCAUCGUUGCCGUGGUCUGACUGCAGACUACAACAACCUGGACACAAAGGCCAUCUCCUAUGAGAAUACCUUCGAUGCUCGCAUGGACUUGUUGAAACAAUUGGUUGGGAAGGUGGGAACCGGCACCUUCGUGGAACCGCCUUUUAGACCAGAUUAUGGCUGCAAUAUCUCGAUCGGAAGUGACUGUUUUCUUAAUUGGAAUUUAACUGUACUAGAUACUAGCCUUGUAGUCAUCGGCGACCGAGUCCAGAUGGGCACUGGGGUCAGCCUCUUGACUGCUGGUCACGACACAAGUGUCCUGUCGCGCCAGAAAUAUGUGGAGUUUGGUCACCCAAUCUUCAUCGAGGACGACUGCUGGAUUGGGGCUAAUGUCACGGUUCUUCCUGGAGUUCGCAUUGGAAAAGGAUGUACUAUUGGCGCUGGAUCUAUCGUCACUAAGGAUAUCCCGCCAUUUUCAGUCGCAGUGGGCGCGCCUUGCCGUGUAAGGAAGACUAUUCAAUCCCCGGAGGAAGAAGAACAAGACCCGAACAAUCCUUACCGCCAGCUUGUGCGCAAGGAUCGGUAG